AACGCGAUCUUCUCUUUUUUCUAUCUACUUUUAUUUCAUCAUCCUUUCGAAGUAUCGAAUCGAUAUGUAUUAGAGAGGACAAGCAUAACCUUUUAGCGUUGAGUUUUAUAAAUUUUUAUUUCGGCCAAAAUUAAUUGGAAAAUUUUCUGUUUGGCAUAAUGUUUAAUAAUUACAAAAAUUCCAACGAAUGUACGAAAAAAUUGUCUCUAGAAAGUUUCUCGUCAAGACGAAUCGGUGAUGCGAGGGAAAUCAACAGCUGUGAGGGUCCUCCUCAAAUGGGAUGUUGCUCCUGGAAGCAAACUUGCUGCGGCGGCGGUUGUUGCGAACCGAUUUUGCCGAACUGCUGUAAUAGCGAGCAAAAAAGCGCUAGGCCUCUCCAAAAAGCAAUGGUUGCACCUGCUUACAGUCCUUGGGAAAUGAUGAAUGGAACGACUCUAACAUCGAUCCUGGGGAAUAAUGAAACGGAGGAAGUGUUGUGUUCGAAUCUGCCGAGAACAACGACAUGCUACGGCGGAGAAUGUGGUAAAACUCCGAGCCAAAAUAGAAGUACAAGGAACACGGAGGAAACAGAAACCGAUUCGAAUCUUACCACUAUACGAGACUCCGAUCGAUAAAAAUAAGAAACUUAUUUGGUAUACAUAUGUACAUAUAGUGAUAAUUCCUAUAGAAAAAUACAAAAGUAAUGCAACGUGCGCGCCCGUGUGUUUAAAGUAUCGAACUGAUCGUUUGAUCUUCGAUAAAAGACAGAAAUUUGAGAAGAAAAUCUUUUUGACUUAAAAUCUUUUGUUUAAACAGAACGGGACUAUUAUUUCCCGAUCCAUGUCGAAUAAUAGAAUCUUUAGCCACGUUAUCCUUUUAUUCCAAGAAUCCUAGGUAAAAGAUACAAACCUUGAACCUUAACGUUCUCUACGAAAUUAGAGUUGGAAAUCUGGAGCGCUCCGAGUAAUCCCUUUCUCUUCUAUCUAUUAUUAACUAGGAUUAUCGAAAGAAAAGGGCAAGGAUAAGUUUCUCUUUCUCUCCAGAAAAUAUUCAAUUGAACUUUUCGACACGAUUCAACGUUACAAAUACGAUGUGAAUUAAUGCUUGUAUUUUACGAUCUCACAUGGGUCGAAAGAUAUUCGAUAAAUUUUUCAUCCAAGAAACGAAAAACCAAUCGUAAUAUUUUCGCCACAAUAAUAAUAAAUUUUGAUCUAAUAACGUU
Messenger RNA from Vespula vulgaris, 1201 nucleotides. RefSeq lists its product as uncharacterized. Bases 159 to 614 code for a protein of 151 amino acids. Lineage: Eukaryota; Metazoa; Arthropoda; Insecta; Hymenoptera; Vespidae. The transcript is spliced from 4 exons. The record is from RefSeq and is a predicted model, not a curated record.